This is a messenger RNA of Brettanomyces nanus, 1128 nucleotides long. RefSeq lists its product as uncharacterized. Lineage: Eukaryota; Fungi; Ascomycota; Pichiomycetes; Pichiales; Pichiaceae. The transcript has 2 exons. The coding region runs from base 1 to 1128 and encodes 375 amino acids. The record is from RefSeq and is a predicted model, not a curated record. Gene Ontology annotation, molecular function: acyltransferase activity, transferring groups other than amino-acyl groups.
AUGACAUCUAAAAUUACUGAGACAAUCCAUGAUAAGCUUCCCGAUGGCACUGAUGUAACCAUUCUUCCUUACAACUCUGUCGACGAGGCCUCUGAAGAACUCGUACAAAGUCUCCAGGAUCUUAUGAACGAAGUUAUUGAAGAAGGUACUACGUAUGUCCAGGAUCAGACUUUUGAUAGACAAGGCUUUCUUAAUUACUACUUUUCAUAUUUCGUCGCAGUGAUGGUGGAGGGGAAUGUUAGGGAUGCCCAAGCACUUGAUAUGUCCAAGAACCGAUUGCUAGGUUGCUUCUACAUCAAGCCUAACUACGUAGGCAGAUCGGCACAUAUCUGCAACGCGGGAUUCUUGGUUCCAUUAAAUCUGAGAGGACGUAAAAUUGGUAAAACUAUGGGUAAGAAUUAUAUCAAGAUUGCUUCUAGGCUAGGAUAUAAGUACAGUGUGUUCAAUUUAGUUUAUGCGACAAAUGUCGCCAGUUUAAAAAUUUGGGACGAUCUCGGCUUUCAACGUAUAGGUAGAAUUCCGAACGCCGGACAAAUGAAGGGACAAGGCUAUGUAGAUGCGAUUAUGUUUGGGUACAAUUCGGAUACCGAUUCGGCUACUGAAUCUGACGCUGAUUUUGACUCGAAUUACGAUCUCGAUAUGCCGAAUUCUUGCUUAUUCUCUUCCCAAUUAGAGAAAAACGAACGAUCCAAUAUUAUGAGUCUCGUUGUAUUGAUUACAUCUAACCAGAUCAACAAGAAAACUGGUUCAACAUCUAAAAAUCUUUGUAACUUUUUGACAGAUAUGGUUCGAAGAUCCCAUAUAUCCCUAGAUCAAUACAUGACAAAUCUUGUCAUUAUGCAAAGAUUGUUUGCAAAUGAUGAUACUGCUGACUGCCAAUUCUUCAACGAUACCCGAAAACUGAUUCUCUAUUCUUUCAUGUUGGGGUCUACUACAAGUAGCAACAUUGAUUUUGAUCACUGGUGUGAGGUUACUGGUCUUUCAAAGUCACAGCUCGCCUCAGAGCUGGUGGAAUUGGGUCACGCUCUGGGAGGCUUACAUACUAUUAAGACGGUAUCGCUAGAGGAUUUACAGGUCAUGAAGGACUCUUUGAAGUCCGAGGUUAAGAAGUAUGUCAAGGUUAUUUAG